UCAACGACGCUGUGUUGUGGGUCUGCUGGUAGCAAAACCUCACAUUACUGUACAUAACACUGUAUCGUUUAAUCAAGCAAUCUUGAUCUACAAAAGGGCUGCACAUUGCGGAAAACCAUGUCAGACACGGAGACCAAGCCCUCAAGCGAUGGAGGCGAGAAGAAGGAUGGAGAGUACAUUAAACUCAAAGUGAUCGGUCAGGACAACAGUGAAAUUCACUUUAAAGUGAAGAUGACGACACAUUUAAAGAAGCUGAAGGAAUCCUACAGUCAGAGACAGGGUGUACCCAUGAACUCUCUAAGGUUUCUCUUUGAGGGACAGAGAAUCGCAGACAACCAGACCCCCAAAGAGCUGGGAAUGGAAGAUGAGGACGUGAUCGAGGUGUAUCAGGAACAGACUGGAGGCUGUCGGAACGACUAGACUUUUAUUUUCAUGCUCUUUAUUUUUAUCUUCAUUUUGUAUGUAUGACAUGUGUUUCCUUUUGCUUUCACCUCAAAGGGAAGCAGAAAAACCAUCUGGAUCAAAUGCAUAAUCUGUUUUGAUGGCUGUAUUUGAAGGAGUUGGGGAGGAAUUACAAUAGAAAAUGUCCUUCUAGUAUCUUCUGUCUUUUUUUGCGCAAACCCAUCCAUACCUGCCUUCACGAGAGCCUCUUUUUUUAAGUAUCCUGGUCACAUUUUGCAUUGACAUCUAAUGUUGUUCCUUAAGCUGACUGAAAACAGUACAGCACUUCUAAAAAUCAUUAUAUUAUAGAUUAUAUUAGUAAAUCCAAUCGAAUUUAUGAUGGCAGCUGUGGUAUUCAUGUAUAUUCUCUAUAUAAAUACAAAAUUAAAGGGAUAGUUCACCAAAAAAUGAAAAAUUACUCAAUAUUUACUCUUCAUUUUGUAGUUACUUUUUUUCUGUUGAACACAAAAGAAGAUAUUCUGAAGAAAGCUGAACAAUACAAUACAAGUCAAUGGUUGCAGGUUUCCAGCAUCCUUUAAAAUAUCUACUUUUCUGUUUAAUAAAGAAACUCAUAAAAGGUCUAAAGCCAAGUGAAGCAUGAGUAAAUGAUGACAGAAUUUUCCGUUUUGAGUGAACUGCCCCUUUAAGGCAAUGUUUGCUAAUGUUCAUGUAGUAGGUUGCUCAGUCAGGAUUAUUAGCUUUCAUUUCAUAUCUUUGUUUUUUGUACAUCAUAUGCUAGUGAACACACCUCUGCCAUCGAAUUUUACAAUCGAAUACGUACAGAGGUGGUUUAUUUAUGUGCAAUUGUUGUCUCACGUUAGAAGAAGUGUCAAAUGUUUUAUUGCUUUUCCUCCAGGGGUCUGCAACAACUGUGUACGGUUUGGUCCAGAUGGUUUUGUGGAUCUAGGAGAAUUAUGACUUUGCUUUGUCUUGUUUUUUUUAAAUAAAAUGUGUCAAAA
Messenger RNA from Danio aesculapii, 1400 nucleotides. RefSeq names its product small ubiquitin like modifier 1 (gene sumo1). Gene Ontology annotation, biological process: protein sumoylation. Lineage: Eukaryota; Metazoa; Chordata; Actinopteri; Cypriniformes; Danionidae. The transcript has 5 exons. Gene Ontology annotation, molecular function: protein tag activity; ubiquitin-like protein ligase binding. Bases 118 to 420 code for a protein of 100 amino acids. Gene Ontology annotation, cellular component: PML body; nucleus. The record is from RefSeq and is a predicted model, not a curated record.